AUGUUGGCCGGCCGAUCUGGCAAGCUUGUUGAGGCGCUGUCAGGUUCAACCACUUAGUUUGCUUAACAACACCUCAAGGGAUGAAUAUUUCUCAGCCGACUGAGGACAAGUCCUCUCUUACCCUGCCAAAACAUACGAAUAUUUCAGGUUCAAAAGCUAUGUUGCUUAAAGGUUGUAAGCUUCCGCUUUGUUAUCUUUUUAGCUGUCGCAUCUCAUGCUCCUGAGGAGUUGAAGUCGCAUCAGUAUCGGCGGAGGGCACAAUCCGGUAACAUCUGAAAGUCCAUUAACGCAUACUUUUGUCUGAAUCCCUAGUGGGAAAUCUAUAUGAGGCGACAAUUGUUGCAAUAGGUAUAACCGACUAAUAGUGGAUUUUUGCAUUCUUUUCACCAAGAAGACAACAGCGAAAAGUUGCGCAAGCAUCUAGUCUGGCUAAUAAGGAGCAGCUCAAAGUUACUUAAACGUUUGUACACCAUGGGCUUGCUCGCAAUCAAGCAGCAGUCCACAUCUACUGACCUGGCGCGAUUUGGUACAAAGGCGCCAAAGUGGAUUUCUGCACAUUAGGGCUGCCUUUGCCAAGCGCCUAGAAAAGUCCCUAGGUGUUCUCAGAAAUCAGUGAAGUAGGCCUGGCUCCAUUUUGAAUGAGACUGGCGGUAGAACCUAUUAUCGUUUUAAUAUAGGACUUUGAUUUAGAACAGAUGCCAGGCCCAUCAUGCCAGUCACCAAGACCGCCGCAUGCGAAUACGUCAAAGGGUUGCAUAGGUUAAACUUUUCCAAUAAACGUAAAAUUGAAAAUGCAAUAAAUGUAGCUGCAUAUGGUUUUGUUGGGCCCGCAAUUUAUAAAAUGAUACAUCUUGGGGGUUCCUUGGAGGACGGUGGGACGGAGGGCAUUUCCAUGCGUGCAUAGUAGAUGUAUACUUGGUUAAGUCGAUAAUAUUAGAUCUGCCGCUGAACAGCCUCCUAUCGCAACUUUUCGUUGUUUCCUUAGCGAAAAAGUGCAAAUAUCCACUCUUAAUCGGUCAUACCUAUCGCGACAUUUCCACAGCUACUCAUUGUUGCCCCAAUAUGGAUUUACUAGUAGAGGUGACAGUGAGUCUAGUUAAAGCCUCGGGUUCUUGUUUUGGGUUUAUCUAGCCAUGCGGGCCUUUUGCGAAGUUGGCUAUUGUUAUGCUGGAUUUUGCCAGUUUAUGCAUCUUUUGUGAAAACGACUUUCAAGCUGGUAAUUUCAGCCACGAAAUCAGGUAAAGGUGGGCUGAAAAUGUCCAGGAUAGGUAGUGCAAUGGCAAAGAAUUGUCUUUUCUUGUCCGGGAUUCGUUAUGCAGAGCAUGUCAGCCGUUUCCAUUUAAAUUGUAUUGUCAGGUAAUUGUUUGUGAUAUCGAGACCGACAGUGCCUGUAAUCUGAACUCCAGUCAAAUGUUUUAGGCGAGACUCGUUCUAUGCUGCAAAUAUUAACACACUCUGACCUGAUCGGUUAUAUUCUAUUUCACAAUGUAUCCCAUUACUCUAAAUAGCAGCGCAGUCGUUUUUAAUUCCUCGCCAUACUUCUGUUGUCGGCGGAUUUUUCAUGAACAUUUCGUCCUUUAGAUUCUUGUGACUGGCCAUGAAAUCAUCUUUUUAUGAUUUGCGAAAAGUACGUUAGGAUGCAUUUAUCGGGCAACUGCGUAUACGAGUUGUUGUCGUGCCUAAUUUUUUAACGACCCCGCGAUUCUCGCCUUUCAUCUGCAGCGCAUUUGUUUCCCUUCUUAUUCCAAAAGUUAGCAGGAAUCCUACUAAAUUGACCAAACGUGAAGUUUCCCUGACACCCAAAAGGACUACGGCAAUCUCCCAGGUAUAUGCUGUUCUGGCUUAUUUCUCCCAAAGGCUGAUGCUGUGGACGAUUAUUUCAUGCAACAUGUGUCCGGUGCUACGACAAAGACAAGCAAGAGGACCUUAGCUAAACUUCGCACGCUCGAUGGAAAGGGCCUACCUGAUCCGGAGACCCUCGAAUCGAUCCUUUCAAAAUUCAAGCCAUCAUGGGUCGGACUGAUAAAACGCCGACAGACUGAAAUUAUCACUUCCCUAUUUCCGAAAUGGCUUGCAUACUUAAGGUGAGUCGAAGGUUAUAUUCUUACCACUUUGUUUCUCUGUUGUCUUUUUGUCGUCCAAGUGCAUUCUAAGCUACUUAACCGUUUCCGCUUCAUCUCCGCGCUCUUAUUCGUGACAAGUAGUGUCCACUUGUCAGUCGAUUUACUCGAAGCUGCGCGUUUUUAAUUAGGUGAUUAUCUGGUUUGCUUAUAGUCCAUGUGGACAUUGCUGUUGCAAUGAGCCUCUUGUUUCGCUUAAUCUGCCCCUACCUGCACGACACUGUUUUCCUUCACUUCGAUGCUCCACUUUUCCACGACACAGUUUGUAGACUUUAAAAAGAUCUACAUUAAACUCAGGUACAGUUUUCAUUGACAAACUAUUGCAUAAUGUGUUCUGGAUAAGACUACAGAUUGAGAAGUUGCAACCGUAUGGUUUCCACAAGGAAAUUUGGGCAGUAGUCAGUCGGUCGGAACACCUAAAUGCUGAAAUAGCAGUUUACGUGAUUUGGGUUUAUUCUAUGUAAGUGUUUCUGAGCUUCUUACAGGAGUACCUCGAGCCCAUUCAAACAGUGGUCGAUUGACUCGUACAAACCUUAUGUUCACGAUUGUGCCAGCGUUAGAUCUCAACUAAUGCCUCUGUCUAAAAAAGUGUCAUUUAAGAUUCUUUAAUCCAUGCCAUGUUUAGGUCUUCGUCGGACAUCAUUUCAGGCUACUAGACUCAGUUUAGCAGACCCUUAUUCCCUUUUCUGCUCGUGCUCUCGAUUCCAGUAGGAUCGCCCGCCUCUCAAGCACCAGCCUUAUUUUAGGCUGUGCUUUUAAGUUUUGCCUGCGUAUGCAAACGUAGCGUAUCAAGUGUUUUUCCUGAUCUGGCUUUGUCGACUGGAAGUGACCUCUCCAACUGUACAAUCCACUCUUUCCUUCAGAGAGGGAUUCAACCUUCUGAUGUACGGUGUGGGCUCCAAACGCGAGCUCAUCUCUCGUUUCCGAAAGGAUUUACUCGCUGGGGAAAACUGCAUCGAAGUCUCCGGUUACCUACCGACAAUCGGGAUGCGUCAGGUUCUGACAUGCUUCUGCCUAAUCCGGACUUUCCUAGAUUUUGAGUGCUAUACUAAGCGACAUUCUCCAAUUGUCCGACAUUCCGUCUGUCGUCGCCAAACAGCUAGAUAUAAUUUCCGACUUUUUUUCACGCCCAGGUCAGUUUGUUUGAUGCCGUUUACUUAAAUCGUUCUUUUUAAUUGUUGUUUAGCCCGUGGCCUGAUCACAUUCUUAAACCAAGGGGUAUUCCCCUAGCAGUUUUUUUAUUUCGACGUUUAAUACUGAUACUGACUAAUCGACUAUUUGUUAGGGUCUGCCGUGAUGACAACAGAACUAAGUAAAUUGUGUGUAUUGAUGCGUCUCGUGUUAAGGGCAAGUAGAUUGGUCUCCACCAAGUAUCAUAAUAGAGCUGCCCAGAUACGGUAAUCUUAACACUGAUCCCAUAAUGCCACUGUUUUGGUGAAAUUUCUGAUGCCUAUUAAACCAACCCUCAGGAACACCCUUCUAGUAGACUGACGCUUCUAAUGCAACAUUUCAGCCGCUAUCUUCGGUUCCCCGUGCCUUUCAUUCGCAUUUUUGGUUAACUAAUGAAUCGUUUGACUGACAGAGCGCAAAAUAACACAAUGAGGCAAGUCGAGGUCUGGAAAGCCUUAUAAAGUACCACGUUCAUUUGGCGUGACAAUCAUGAAUCGUCCCGGUCUAGUGGAGGAAUAGAGAACCCAGAUUCUACCAGGCCCCCAUAAUCCCUAUCAAGAUACAUACUUCUCCACAGCGCGCAGCAUCCAGCGCUUUUGAACCGCCGCUAGUAGAUCUCGUGAUAGAUAUGCAAGCUGGCCUUCGUGAAAGGAGUUGCGUUUCGCACCCACGCAAAGCGAUGAUACCGUACAGUGCGUAUAUUGCCUGCCCCUAAGAUGCGCCUUCCAGGUCGUGACUCGUAGCACCCAAGUCCUGCGCGCUGACAAAUGCGUCCGUCUCUGUCGCUGUGUCACCGAGACGACCAUGUCUUGUCACCUGGUCGAUGUUAACCCCCGCAGCGUUGUUGCGUCAGAAUCACUAAUUACGCGCGCCGUCACGAGUGGGACUGAAACCCCCACAGCCAAAGAUUCGAUUUAACUUUCUUUGAGCAAUGUGCAUUUCCUGCCUUUCUUUCGACUCUCUUUUGUAUAACCUCGUCGUUUCUGCAUCCCUUAGGUGCAUCGGAAGCACCCCUCUACCUCCUCGUCCACAACAUCGAUGGUCGCAACCUUCGCACAGCCAAGGCGCAGGCCAUUUUAGCCCGGUUGGCCGCAGUACCGCAUAUUCAUCUCGUGGCCUCGCUUGAUAAUGUGAAUCUCCCUAUAUGUAAGCACUUUUUAUCUGAAAUACCCUCCGCCCCGGAGUACAGUAUGUAAGGAUGUGAUUCCUGUCAAGAACAGAUUCAGUAUAACUCGAAGUUCAUCUCUUGUGGGGUCACUCAUAAUCAUAGUUUUAUUAGGGUACCAUCAGCGGGUUUGGUUAAAAGGCCUUUCUCGGUAGUAUCUCCUAUUGACGAAUGAAAGUAUUUUCACAUCUUAUACUGGUUGGACUUGUAUUAAACCGUAGGCGGUCUCUAUGCUUAGGUGUGAAAUAUUGCCAUCUAACUUGCGUUUCUUUUGAUCUUCGCACUGAUUUAGGUAGAUAGCUGACCCGUUUUUAGGUCACAUUUUUUGUCUUAAAUUAUUGUCCUCUAACCCGUGCUUGGUUUAUAACUGCGCCACAUCAACUCUCCGCAGCAAUUUCUCUUGACAUUGGAUAUUUCUGCCCCUAACAUACACGAUGUAAGCCCGUGGUUCAACUGGUGUAGUGGUAGGCCCAAUGCUAAAUUGAACUCGUUUCACAACUUUGGGCCCAAAUAUUGCUGGGUGCCAGCGCCAAGUAAAUCAGGUGGCGUCACUUGUCUCGGUGCUUCACAUUAGAGUCGUAACGAGCGUGCACUUCAUUUUACGGUCUUGGCCGUACCUAGGAGUCAGUCCUGAGUCGAUGUUGGACAGUGGUUACAAAUCAUAUCAGAAAAUGCUAGAUCUCAUCUUCAGCCGGCUUAACCAUGACUUGUCACAAGCACGUGUCCGGACGGAGGGAAGAUAAUCCAGUUUAGGUCAAGCGUGUACUUUUUACCAUUAUUAAUUUAACGCAUAUCCCGAAGAGCCAGGCGUGAUGGCUGCUUUUCUUUGUGACACUCAUGGUAACCCUAACUCGUGUGAAAUUCUAGAUUAAAGAGCAAUUAUUUUUUACGUUCUUAACUGUUUGGUAUAUAGCGCGUCCGCCAAGUCAGGGCAAAAAUUUUCUGCCAUAUGGACUUGAUGUACAUCCUUUAAUUCAGAACGUCAUAGACAUCACUACUUAUCUUUAACUUCUUUUAAAGUGUGAUUCGAUACGUUCAAGACCGCUUCAUAUGCGCGAAGGGCCCAGCAUAUGUAGUACGCAUAGGUCUGUAUCCCAUACCUGUGCCCACACCCAUCUCCAGUCGUCUACCUCGUUUUGGAACUCAACUGAUAGAUACGGAUGGAUAACGUGAAUUAGGGGCUGCGCAAGCAUACCUUAUUGCAAUCCGCUUCACGCAAAUACCACUUCUGCGUUUCCUGGAAAGUGGUAGCCCUCAUCCAUAAUGACGGACAAGCUGACGUUUUUACAGCAUGAAUAUAAGUUUAGUUUGAAAAUCCAAUCGAGAAAAGGUAUUGGACCGCAGCCAGUGAAAAUCUAAGGCAUUGGCUUCGGAGGUAUGAUCCGAUGCGAUUAUAUUUCCUUGGUUAGAAGUGAUGCAGUCGCGCCACUUUGUAGGUAAAGUUUUUCCUAAUCUCGCAUGACAGGAGUUAGUUCGUUGUUACCCCGGCACCCAAGGGUCGAGCUCGUGAUCCAGUCCCUAGUCAAUAAAGAUCCUGGUUCCGAACGCCGUGCUUUUAUGACCUUUCCUGGCCGGUUACCGACUUCAAAUAAACCAAAACUGGCUAUCUCGUGUUUCUUUGCUUUGGUGGUCACACUUGUUGGUUUCUUCAUUACCCAAGAGGGUGGUGCCGUUGAUUGGUUGCACCCCAGCUGACGUGCUGAACUUUUUAACUUCGUCUUCUUAUCCACUUUAGUAUGGUCCCAAACAGAACUCAGUCGAUUCUCAUGGUUAUGGGAGGACUGUUCUACGCUAGCACCCUAUGCCGAGGAGGCGAGUUUUUCAAACAGUCGCCUGCUCCAACAGAUUCUAAAUGGCCGGAGCUACGCAGUUGACAACCAUCUCUUUCCAAACGAUGUCGACGUAGCAUCGCUUACCAGGCUACGUCAUGUGAUGGCGUCGUUAACACAAAAUGCUCGUGAAAUAUACCGCCUUCUGGCUGAAUUUCAACUUCAGGCAGUCGAAGAGGCAGUACAGCGUCGAAAAAUCACCGCCAAGGGCAACAAAUCGAGAGAAUCCGAGGAGCCUGGUACGUCGACUAACCACGCUGCCAACCAUGUUUUUAUAUUUUGUGAUCUUACCCACAUUUUGUACAGCAUUCAUACCCCGGUUAGGGUGCCAUGUGUUUCUGCUCUGGUCUACCGUUUAUUUGUAAUGUUAGUGCCUACGGUCUAUUAAGUUGGUUGCACGCUAUAGUUUAUCACGUCAUAUAUUGCAGUCGGCAGAGGAACAAGUGGACGUGGACAGGGGGGGUUUUGAAAAUGAGGAUUUUCUUUAUGUGUAUUUGUUUGUAUAGGUAGUCACCCCAGUCUAGACUUAAGCAAAAAAGUGCUGGGUCUGCUAAGUGGUGGAUUGUUUUCUGUCCGGAAUUCAUUGACGAGCAAAAAUAAGUUAUCUUGAUCCAACGACAUCUUUUUACCCUAGUAUGUUUUGCGACUAAGUGCGCCACAGGAUUUUAUAAUUUUCACCCGAAUGCUUAGGACAUUUUCACUCAGAAUGAGCAUUCAAGGCGGCUGUGUUCGACAAAGAGCGACUUGUUAUGUUUGCCUAACGAUGGGUUCUUGCUCUUGUUACAUGCCUACCCUGUGUUUGUUUCCUGAUAAGGGCAUACGAAUUCUUACUAACUGGUUUCAGUGUUUGCAUCAGUGCCUACAAUCUUUAACUGUCUUUACUCGCUUCACAAGUUAAUGCUACUUCCCCGUGUUCGUGGCAUUUGCCUUUUACUCCAGCAGUCCAAGGAAUGCCGUUAGAGGAGCUUUACUGGCGAUGUCGCGAUGCCUUUCUUGUGAACAGUGAGGUCACACUUCGAGCACAGCUGACUGAAUUCAAGGACCAUAAGCUGGUUAAGUUUUCAAAGGUAAGUUGGCCGUUAUUUCGAAAAACUGCAUACGAUGGCCUAGCCUUUGCAGCUUGCAACACAGUACAAUAUUCGUGGUUGGUGUGGAGCUAUGUAAAACUUCAUGUCGCAAGACUUCGUAAUACAAGAUUCGCGAAUACAUUCCAGGUCCUUCCAAAAAGAAGACUAUAAGCACUAAAGCAGGUCCUUGUGCGUGCUUUACUCGCCGUGGUUGGCACACGUUCAUGUUUCUUUCUGUUGAAGCACGCACUUAUACGACCUAAGACGGUCAUUCUUCGUUCGCAGCUUAAAUGAUUCCCGGGACUGACUUGAUUUUGGUGAAUAAUUGCUGAGCAGCCGUGGUUCUCGACUCUUGCUCGGUGCUCAGUUCAUAUGAAGAGUGGGCUUUGUUUGAGCACGCUGUUGCCGGUUUCCUCCCGUGCGCCACCCCAGACACAAAUCUUAAACCGACUAACGGGUGCACAGAGCGCCCGUGGCUUCCGGAUAUACCGAAUUUUGCACACUGUCCUCUAAGACAUUGCGGGCUCCGAGUGCUGAGACAAGCGGGUAUCAGUGACCUUGACCCGAACACUGCAACGAACCUCUGACGCAGAUAUCUAUUUGUUUAGCCGGUAAGACUUUUCAAUGACCAGUCUGAAGAUUUAAACGACAGCGUGGCCUGUAAUCUCAUUCCGCGCCAAAGUAACAUUUCGCUGCAGUCACCAGCCCACUUUCUUCAUGUACUAUACUUCGCACGGUGUCCUACAUAUACAGAAAAGAGGACUUCUUCUCCUUGGUAGGCCCCCGAACCCCAUUGCGCAACCCAUCCCAUCAAACAGAGCAUGGUUCAAUCCAAAUUAUCAAACGUCGAAUUAGGCCCCUUGGGAUGUUAAGUAAGCCUCUGUUCGGAUUUGAUAGUAUUGCGGAUUGUUGUAGAAGAAUAUAAAGCGAGCUCAAAGAGCCUUCUCCCGCAUAUUUUACUCAUAGUUCGUUCUCUGCAUUUGCGCCAAAUCAUGCAUCUGAUUGAACGAAAACGAAUUCGAACUUCUCCGGGCAUCGGUCUUCCGUUUUUCUUCAUCAGCCUCUUCUCGCCCGUCGUCGAGUCCUUCAGCCAGCAUGUAUCAAGCCGAAUUUCGGUUCGACAGUGCCUCAGACUCCUGAGGUAGUAAUGUGUAGUUUUUAGUAACUUGUGCAGCUAUCUGCCGAUACAAACUAUGGAAGUGGGUAAACACGCACACGCUGACCCUCCUUGUGCAUCGUUUUCUGCCACCGCAAUUGAGUCUGCGGUUUGUUAAUUGUGCAUUCAUGUUCGUUUCAGAGCCCAGACGGUACUGAACUGCUGAAAAUACCAAUGGACAAAGAAAGUCUGAAGGAGGUUUUGCACAAUAAGGAAGCCUUUGGCUGA
Molecule: messenger RNA, 8735 nt
Organism: Spirometra erinaceieuropaei
Lineage: Eukaryota; Metazoa; Platyhelminthes; Cestoda; Diphyllobothriidea; Diphyllobothriidae
Source: the annotation of a GenBank genome assembly